AGAGGGAGCGGCUCGGUCCAUCAGCUCCCAGCGGAGGAAGCGCCAGGCAGGGCCGGGCAGGUGGCCUAGCGGGAGGGGUAUGAGCGCGGCGGGCCCGGGACGCCGCUGGGCGCGGGUGUCCCGCCUCGUCUCCUUCAGCGCGAGCCACCGGCUCCACAGCAAAUUUCUGAGUGAUGAAGAGAAUUUGAAACUGUUUGGGAAAUGCAACAAUCCAAAUGGCCAUGGACACAAUUAUAAAGUUGUGGUAACAGUACAUGGCGAGAUUGAUCCUAGAACAGGAAUGGUUAUGAAUUUGACUGACCUCAAAGAGUGCAUGGAGGAGGCAAUUAUGAAGCCACUUGACCAUAAGAAUCUGGAUCUGGACGUGCCAUAUUUUGCAGAAGUUGUAAGCACGACAGAAAAUGUUGCUGUAUUUAUCUGGGAAAAUCUUCAGAAAUUACUUCCCGUGGGCGUUCUUUAUAAAGUAAAAGUAUAUGAAACUGACAAUAACAUUGUAACCUAUAAAGGAGAAUAGUUUCUUUAGGGAUUAAUAAUAUAUACAAUCAUAGUGAUAAUAGUAAUAAUAGGGAUUAAUACUACAGGAAAGUAGUUUCUUUCCAAAUUUGCAAGUGUUUAACCUCUUGGACUUUUAAGAAGUCCUCCCAUCAUUGUUGUACCUCCAUGUUUUGUUCUCGAGAGCCUGGCUUAUUGAAGUCAUUGUGAGUAAGACCUAUCUCAAAUUCUUUUCUGUUUCAAAAUCAAAUUUGUAAUGUGUCCAGAGUAUCAUAUAGAAAGCCUUUUAUCUAUAGAUUAAAGAUUUCAUCUCAUUUUUCAUCGAAGUGAUUUAGUAUGAAAUUAUUUGAAGUAAGAGAAAUCCUAUUUUUGUUAUUUUUUCCAGUGAUAAUUUCUAGUAUUUAUUUUUUCUGGUAUAGUAUAAAUGUCAGAAAUGUUUAUAAGACCUCACAGUGUGAGUCUUAUAAAAAAUAAAAUUCAGGUGACUUCAAAGCCUGGAAACAUAGCAUUUUUUAAAAAAAAAUAGAUUGAAGUCCCUUCAUUACUCUUUGGGUGGUAUGCUAAGUUACAAGCUUAUUCUGUAGAAAUUAGACACAUAUCAUCUGAUGAAAUGCAGUGCAUGUGGAUGUACAAGAACUGAUGGAAAUGCUGCUAAGUGCAUAUUGUUCAUUGUGAUUUUGGACACCUUAAAACUAUCAAUCACUAGGAAGGAAAGAAACAUUGCACAUAUCAUGGGAUAUUAAUUAACUAAGUACUUUUAAUAUUUGUCUGUGUUUCCAAACCUUAUGGCCGACCCAACAAUUCUAACUCAGAAAACUGAAGAAUAAUAACUUACGUUAUUAUUGAAAUAGCCCGCAAAAGGCUAGCAUUACUUUGUGAAACCUUACCGGUUUUUUUUUUUUUUUUUAUCUAAUUGAUCUCUUUUUGUUCAGAUCAUCAAACUUACCUCAGAUAUAUUCUUGGCAUUCA
This is a messenger RNA of Erinaceus europaeus (western European hedgehog), 1461 nucleotides long. RefSeq names its product 6-pyruvoyltetrahydropterin synthase (gene PTS). Bases 80 to 514 code for a protein of 144 amino acids. Gene Ontology annotation, molecular function: 6-pyruvoyltetrahydropterin synthase activity. The transcript is spliced from 6 exons. Gene Ontology annotation, cellular component: mitochondrion. The record is from RefSeq and is a predicted model, not a curated record. Gene Ontology annotation, biological process: tetrahydrobiopterin biosynthetic process. Lineage: Eukaryota; Metazoa; Chordata; Mammalia; Eulipotyphla; Erinaceidae.